Molecule: messenger RNA, 5444 nt
Organism: Suillus plorans
Lineage: Eukaryota; Fungi; Basidiomycota; Agaricomycetes; Boletales; Suillaceae
Exons: 28
Coding region: 175-5364 (1729 amino acids)
Source: RefSeq, a predicted model, not a curated record
AGCGCUUAAAGGCUCCGUGCAUAAACUUCUCCGUUUGCUUGACUAGACUCAACGACUCCCUUCCUUACGGUCAUCGAACACCUGCAAAGGUGUAAGACACCAGCCCAAUUCCAUUCAGCUACCCGCCAGCAACACGUUACACACGGGGAAGGCGCGUGGCAUUGAAACCAACCUAUGGCUCAUGAUCGAGACGCCCUUUGGGCGAGUGGUUAUGAUGAGACAGUAGAAGUUAAUCAGCGUGCAUUGAUCGACAAGGUGUUGGCACGAUAUUCGGGCGAAUUCACAGUAUUCCGUGAACUUCUUCAGAACUCCGAUGAUGCACAGUCUUCUGCGGUUGAAAUAUAUUUUGAGACAGAGGAGUAUCUCCGACGAAAGAACGGCAAGGAUGCGAUGCGUCCGGAGGUCGGUGUGGGUUUUCCGGACCUCAAAGCCGCUCCAGUUUCCCAGUGGACCUUUCGGAAUAACGGAAUUGUGUUUCGCGACGAGGACUGGAAUCGGCUUAGGAAAAUUGCUGAGGGAAAUCCAGACGAGGAGAAGAUUGGCGCCUUCGGUGUCGGCUUUUAUAGUCUGUUCUCUGUGACUGAGGAACCAUUUGUCAUUUCAGGAGGUCACGGAAUGCAAUUCUACUGGAAGGACAAAACUGGAGACCAACUUCUCGUACGGCGCGGUGAUCUUCCAUCUAAAGAUGCUCUCCAGCCCAAUCCAUGGACAACUUUUGAGAUGACGCUCCGUGAACAGGGACCUAUUCCACAGCCAUUCGAUCUAACGCGAUUCCUUGCAAGCAGCAUCACAUUCAUGGUCCACCUUCGCUCAGUUAGCGUCUUUAUUGACUCUCAUCGCCUGGCCCAUCUCAACGAGUCUCCGGGUGUUCCAAGGGAGCUUGAAUUACCCAAAGUGCUGAAAAAGUCUAGCGGUUCAGGUUUGAUGAGUGUGAAGAGCGUGCAGUCUGCUGCUACUCGUAUCCAGGCACACGUUAUGCAUGCUGUAUAUGCUCUUGGCACCGAGAAGCCUCUCGUCCUUACAGUCGAAGAACCACCCAAAGUCUCUCAAGGCGGGUUUUUCUCGUCUCUUCUCAGCACUUUUACGUCGCACCACCAGCCUGUACUCGCAAAGCCUUUACCGCAACCCCAAGUUAACAAAGACCCCACGGGGGUAUACACCUCAAGCGUCACACUUACCAUGUUCAAUGCGGACGUAGACGUGAAGCUGGAUAAGAAACUUCAGAGCGAACUACACCGAUCUACAAAGAAAAACCCACCCAAUCACUUGAAUUACAGCCUGAUUUAUACAGGAAAAGACGAGUACAAUGUGAGUCUAGAGGAGGAGAAGAGCCAGCCCGUAUCUUCUGGAAGUGUUUUCCAGGGUCUUAGAGCUGAUUUGAAUGGUGCUGGUCAAGCACAUGUGUUUAUCGGGCACGCAACUGGACAGACAACAGGUAUCGGUGGUCAUAUGGCAUCUAGAUUUAUUCCAACGGUUGAACGCGAAUCAAUAGAUUUAGUCGACCGUAACGUCGCAAUAUGGAACAGGGAGCUGUUGUACGUUGGCGGCUAUCUGUGUCGAGCAGCAUACGAGAUGGAGCUCGAAAAUAUUCGGAUGCUCUGGAACGAAGCCUCAAAUUCAACCACGAACGAUUUUCAUCCGGAUCCACAACUCCGCGACUGGCUGCGCGAUCGGUUCUUGCAUGUCCUCAAAUUUUUCACUUUCCAUGUCUCAACGCCUUCUUCCGAUGUUGCACGAUUCCUCGAGGCUGCCUUCUUUGGUUGCUCCACUUUACCCCUCAAAGUCCUUUCGACAACGGGUGUGCGUGAUGCCUCCGAUGUACGCGCUCCCGAUCCCAUGUUUUCGUUGUUCCUUAAACACCUGCCUGUCCUUCCCGCUCCUAUUCUGUCGUCUGCUUCUCUUGCCAUUAGAACUCUACAAAGCAAAGGACUGAUCACGAAUAUCACAUUCUCGGAUGUUCUGGCUCAACUUCGCCAGCAUCCGCUUAACGAAGAAGAGCUUAUCGCUUGUCUCAAGUGGCUUGUGGGACAACAAGAUCCGACGCACGAUGCCACGCGCGCUCGCACCGAGCUUCUUAAUGCCACUAUCCUCAGUCUAGGCUCAGGAAAGGAUGCCAAGCCGAUUCCCCUUUCGAUGGUGCAGUACUUCAUUCAUCAGCGUAUGAUUCCGCUGGAUGGGCCCUUACCUGAUUCCCUCAUGCCUCUGAGCGUCACGAAACACUUCACGCAGGAACAGUUGAGAUCUUUUGGGUGGCGGGAAUUUUUGAUUCUCGACUGGAUACAGCACAUCUUUAGACCAGAUGUUAUGAAUGCUAAUCCGGCACAAGACGUAACCAGGUCUUCGGAAUGGGCCGAGCGAGUUUUGACCGUUUUAGCUCGCACAUGGCCAUCGUUGUCAAAGGAGUCGCAUGAAAAGAUCAAGGCUAUGUUCAUCCAAAAAUCAUGCAUCCCGACAUCUUCAGGUCUACACAAGCCACAGUUGGCGUACUUUCCCAGCGCCAAUAUAUUUAACGAUCUUCCCGUCGUUACUUUUACAUCAGGCGGUGCUCUCAAGGGCAACAUGGAGAAGCUGCUCUCUUUUGUUGGCGUCCGGAAGCAUGUAGACCUUCAGGUUGUUUUUGAUCGAAUGGUUAAAACUGGGGACUGGACAAUCUCAGAUCUGAUUACGCAUCUAGUCACUAUCCAAAGCACGUUAACCCUAGAUGAGAUUACGAAACUCCAGAUGACGUCUGCUUUCUCAAAGGAAGGCGAGAACGCUCUUCCGGGAAAGAAGUCGCGAUAUAGGGCCAGUGAUCUCUACGAACCAUCUGUCACAAACCGUCAGCUUGGUUUGCCGAUUAUCGAUUGGGGUGAGAAGACUAAAUGGCGAAGCAGCUCCGAAGAAGCAAAGCUUCUGCAUCGACUGGGCCUGCGAAAAAGUCCUCCUUUGGACUUGACUGUCAAACUCUGCGGUUCAUCGGAGCCAGACAUCCGAUCUGCAGCAUUCAAAUACCUUAUAGACAGCAUUCCUUCUAGAUAUCCGGACUAUAGAUGUGAAAAAUUUGGCCAUGUUGCCUUCAUACCGGCAGUGGAUAACUCUGGGCCUUGUAUGGGAACUCCGGAUGAGGUAUUUGCAUCACAUCAGUGGAAGGUCCUUGGGUUCUCAGUUGUUGAAGAUGCCGUUCGAGAUAUUGCAGUAAGCAAACUAGGAUUAAAGGAACACCCACCCGCUACCAGGAUCGUGGCAUUGCUUGAGAAAACAUCUCCUCAAGAUCAGAACGUCGCUCGUCGAUGGUUUGAGAUUCUAGCAGGCCAUGUUGCAGACUUCAGUUCAUCUCAAUUGUCAAUAAUUUCGGGGCUGCCAAUCGUUCCUACCCAGGUAGAAUCUGGCUCCCAGGCACUGCGUUGGCUUUCCCCUAGCCAAUGUUAUCUUGGAGGGGCAUCGAAAGGGCAGUUUCACUCGAAGUUGUUCGUCUUUGUGGAUUUCGGCCCUUCUGCCAAUAGCUUUUUGAGUGCAUGUGGCUCGAAGCAAGAACCCUCUGUAGAAGAGGUAGCUAGCAUUUUGGUCGCCGAUCCUCAAAAAUUCUACGACUUGGCGGGUGGUUAUGAGAAUUACCUCGUGGAAUUGCGUAACUUGGCUGUCAACGCUCGUCUGCUAUCUACAGGCGCGCUCGCCCGAAUGAAAGUUUCUCCUAUUUUGCUCAGUUUUCGACGGCAAAGAAAGUCUCGAAAGGAAUCAAACAAAGCCCUAGAUAUCGACGAGGAUGACUGGGAGCUGCUUUACGAUCUUCGGAAGCCCCUGGAUGUUGUAAUUGCGGACGAUACUAAUGCUUAUCAGAUGUUUGGAGAGUCUAUCUAUACUGCACCGCAAGAGGAUCUCGUUGAAAACUUCUAUGCAAUUCUGGGUUCCAAACGCCUCAGCGCCGUCGUGAAGGAAGACUACAGGGUCACCUCGGAGAUGAAGCACAACAAGUCUGCAGCUGACACACGUGCGCUGCUGUUAGAGAGGCUGCCGUUGUUCCUGCACGAACACACACAUACACGCACCAAGGUUUCUCUCAGCUGGCUCUCUAACCAAGACAAUUUCAAAGUCAGAGUUUUCGGCAAACUGACCGUUGUGAAAUCGCUUUCUUUUGGAGAUAAUACUUUAAAAAGGGAGCAGGAUACCUCAGCGGUUGCUAAACGUUCGGGCCAUGGGCCUAUUGAGCUAUGGCUUUCAGGAAGCACGCAAGUGGACAUGUAUGAGGUCGCGACAUCAUUGUGUCGCCUGCUGUUCGAGACGGUAAAAGUGAAUGAUGCGCUCUUGUUCAUGACUAUCCUUUCGACCGACUUGAAGGCUCUGAAACGGAGAGGUUAUAACGUGGAUAAGAUUUUGAGACAACAGAAUGACCGAAAGUUGGUGGAGGCAGCCAGAGGAAGCUUCACAUCGAUACCAGUACCUGACCCACGCAUGAGUCAGAGUUUGAAGUCUGAAACGCGUUCAUUGUCUCCCUCACAUCGCACUAAAGUCCCAGGGGGUUGGGAUACUUCACCUCCCAAGGCAGUAGCAUCAAAACCCGUGUUGCCACCCGCUCCAGCUCCACCCCUUAUUACAGCUCCACCAGUGCCACCACCAAAGCCAUCUACUCCCGAUGCGCCCCCUCAACAUACAGUCGGCAAUGAAGACGUCGGACGACAUCCCGUGAUUCCAAAUAUUGUGAACAACACACUGCAGAACAUCAGGCGCAAGAUACCUGGUUUCAACAGUUCAUCGGAAGACGCUCUUACUCUCUCACAGGGAUCUCAAAAUCCGAGGACACCUCCAACUGUGACUCCGCAGAGCAACAUUCGAUCCAAUGUUGCGAUGGCGAUCAAAGGUUGCAGACCAGAGGAAGGGAAGCUAGUACACAACAGGCGCGAGAUGCAAACAAUCAAGGAAUCUCUAGAUGAGGGGUAUUGUGACAUCUCCGGCCAUGUCGCUGAGCUUGAUCACAUUGGUGUUAUGGGUACAAUGAAAAUCUUCAUCGCUCGAGAUGUUCCUGAACCCCGUACCUUCGUUACGAGGAAGCAUGAUUCUCUCGCUCGCUUUAUUCACAUUGUCACGCCCCUUGCAAACGUCUAUAGUCUUCCGAUGGCCGCACUUCACAUCUUUUACGACCUAGAAGGCGGCUUGAUCGCUUUUAAUCGGAACGGCAGUCUCUUUCUUAAUUACCGCUUCUUCGAGGCAUGGCAUGAUCAAGACGUAAAGAAUGGGAAUAUCAAUCAGGCUUAUAUUUCCUGGUACUUCACGCUGGCCCACGAGAUUGCUCACAACCUCGUACAACCCCAUAACUCUGAACACGAGUUUUACUUCUCUGCGCUUUGCGAAGCUCACAUUGAGAAAUUCACUCAACUCUUAUCUCAGUAAUCCGUGAAACUGACAGGUAGUUGGAUAGUAGUAGUAAUCAGUUCGCAUAUCUGAAUCAAAUUCGAAUAGAUGGAUCUAUG